This is a messenger RNA of Ectocarpus siliculosus, 2280 nucleotides long. Lineage: Eukaryota; Phaeophyceae; Ectocarpales; Ectocarpaceae. The record is from the annotation of a GenBank genome assembly.
AUGCUUGAAACGGGCACUGGCAGCGGAAGCGGGGUGUCAAAAGUGGGAUCAGAAUCCCUGAGGUCCCUCGCGGGGGUGGUGCAGCCAUCGGGAGCGGAAUACGGGCUUGGCGUGUUCGACAAGAAGGGGGAACUGUCCCGGGCGGAAGGAGUAGCCGUCUUUCCCGGGGGGGUCGUCGACGUAAGAGGCCUCGGGCCUCACCUGCAGCACGGAGAUGUCGAUUUUCAGGGCUUCACCGCUCGAAAUAUCUCACUUUCCGGGGUAUCCAGCAUCACCGGCCUACACCAUCUGGAAGUCCGUCGACUGUUCAUCGGCGCCCCCCCCCCUGGAGAAACCACCGACAACAACCAUCCCAGCGGCAACGAACAAGCGAACCCUGUGGGUCCGAGUUCUAUUGCGAUUCUGAAGGGCGAUGGAGAGUUGCUGUCGGCUGGUGAGGCGUUUUCCGUCAACCCGGUGACGGGAACGUUGCUGGCACCUCGGUUGGGCCCCCACGAGGUUACGGGGGACGUGGACUUGGUAGGGAACACGAUGCGGAAUGCUGUGCUCGAGAGCCCGGAGAUAAGGGGAACUAUUUCCAGCCUCGACGCCAGCAACCUGAAGGUGUCCGUCCAAGCGUCCGUGUCGAGAGGUCAUCUGGCUGUUUUCUCUUCCCAGACCUCCGAAGACGCAGAUGGCAGUAUCGGCAGUAGUGGUAAGGCUUUGGGACUGGCGUCGGGUGGUGGAGGGUUGGCCUGGCAAGACGGUGCUCUUCAAGAUGUCAGGCUCGGCGGCACGACGACUCUAGAGGGAAACUUGGACCUGGGAGGCCACCGUCUGCUAAACUUCGACUAUGAGACUCCGGACCUUGAGCACGUCGAUGAGCUCACUAUUCGCAGGACCCUGAAACUCGACAAGCACAGCAACGCUCAUCCUCUGGGCGAAAUUCUAGUCGUCAGCGACGGCGGCAGCGUGGCCCCAGCCGACCCAGCCAACCUAAGCAUCAAGGCCUCAUCGGCAUCGAUAGCCCACCUGACCAGCGUCGAACAGCUCACAUGCCAAGGGCACGUUGAGAUCAACGGAGAAACUUUCAUCGCUGGGGGCGUUUCGAUAGACGGGGAGGUUGGGCUGUCGGCGGGGUUGGAUGCCCGAGGUACCGGCGUCAAGAACGCCCGCUUGCAGAACGCGACCUUCGAAGGUGCCAUUGCGGGGGACGUUGAUGUUGACGGGCGCGUCAAAAUUGGCACUUUGAAGAAGAAGAAGGAGGAGAAGAAGAAGAAGGGUGCGCAGGCUGUGGUUGUAGUUGGAGAUGAAGGCGAGCUGAGGGCCGCCGAAGGAAUGGAGUUCAACGACGAGGGAGGUGUUUUCGUCACGGAAAUGAUUUCAGGUCACAAGGUUACCGGCACCGUUGACUUUGGAGGCGAGGCACUUCUCUCCCCCGGUCUGAACUUCACAAUGGGAGGCGGCGUGUCUGGUCUCCCAUCCCUAUCGGUCGGGGAUGGGGGGCUUAGCGUUGACGGAGUGCUUAGCACGGCCUCGGACGUGAUGAUAGAGGGCUCGGUUACUGUUUCAGGUGCCGUCAUGGGCCGCGGGCCGUAUAUGGAUACGUCCGAUGCGCGGAUGAAGAUGGAGGUCAAGGAUAUCUCGGCUUCGGACGCGAUGGCCGUCAUGAAGGGUUUGCGGGCAGUGACGUAUGUACUGAAACCCGAGGCCUUGCUGGCAUCGAAAGCCAGAAACUCUCAGACGAGGACUCACGGAGAUCGUCGCCAACACGGCUUUAUCGCACAGGAGGUUGAACAGGUGGCUCCGGAGGUCGUUGCCGAAGACAGCAACGGUUACAAAACCGUCGCUUACUCCCGCCUGGUACCGACGCUCGCCACCGCGUUGUCCGCAGCGCUUGACCGUCUCGACAGACUCGAAGAAGCACCUGCGUCGACCUCAUUACCGGCAAGCACAAUCACUGCGGAUGAGGCCUACGAAGCAUCUGCAAGGAAAGUUGCUGCCGGGAGGUUGUCGAGUGCCAUGGCCGCUAGUGGAAGUGCGUACGGUGGCAGCAGUGCUGAUAUUGUUGGCAGACGCCCUGCCGUUAGCCCACAACGCCACAAGUCGCUGGAUGCUGUUUUUCAUGAAGAGGGCCAUGUCGGACAGCUUGGUUCGAAGCCGGCAGUCUCGGAUCUCAUACAGCUAUCGGAGGAGAAUAAUGCGCUGCGAGUGCGGGUUGAGGAGAUGGAGAAGAGAAUCGCUGACCUCGAGCGCGGUCUUGCUGGUGUUGCUAACCUCGGGUGGCCACAUGAGAGUUAG